AUGGAUACUUUUACAACGAUUACUCAAAAAGAUUUCAUAUGGCCUAAUCCUAAACCACUUCUUACUAAACCUGCGCAACCUCCUAUGGAUACCGGUAUCCGAUUAUAUCUUCAUAGACCUAAAGAAGAAGACUGCAAAUGCGAUGUUCAUGGUUUUCAAACCGACAAAAAAAGAUACGUUCAGCUGGCCAAUAAAGAACGAAGACUUCAAGAUGAAUUGAUAGCUGUUAAUCAUGAAAUGGCAAAUCUCACGACGACUUUGUUGAACAGUACCUGUGAAACUGACGAUGAAACAAUAAAAAGUCUUUACGAAAUUGAUUAUGAAAAACGAGAAUUACCUAUAGCCCAUUAUAGAACACUUAUGGCAGCUGUUGAUUCUCCUAUCGGUGCUCCUAUCAAACCAGCAAUUACUGAUCUAAGAAACGCUUACAGAGAUCCAACUAGAUUUAGAUAUUCAGCUAUUGAAAGACCAACUAUUGAACCUGCUAAAACUAUCAACCUAUUGACAGUUCCAGAAACCUUCACUCUCUGGAAUGAACCAUUUACUAAUAGAACAGAAUACGAAGAUAAUUUCAGUAGACUGGGAUUAUGUAAUAUGAGAAAUCGCCAACAAUAUCUGGAACCGUUGCCUUCUUCGAGAAAUAGAUUUGGAGAUUGCAGAUUUCAAUAACAAUCUUUAAUUAAUUAAUCGAAAGAAAGAACAUAUAUUUGUCUAUAUCUGUCAAAUGUUCACACUAAAAAAAAAAAAAAGUAGCAGCCAUUAGCUUGACAGUACUUGCGUUAAUAGUUACAAAUAUAUAAAAUUCUAUAACGCAAGUAAUAUCAAUUACCAGGUCUCACCACAAGGAGGUUGCUGCUCAUGGAGACCCACAAUUUAAGAGGAUUGGCAGAUUGAUCCAUGUUUGGCUUCUAUACCAACUAAAUUUGAUGAGGCUGCAGAAAAACUUGUGCAGAAACAAAUAUUGGAUAAUACUAGAACAAUCUAUCAAGUUAGCUAUAAAGAUCCCU
Messenger RNA from Vespa velutina, 1007 nucleotides. RefSeq lists its product as uncharacterized. The transcript is spliced from 5 exons. The coding region runs from base 1 to 669 and encodes 222 amino acids. Lineage: Eukaryota; Metazoa; Arthropoda; Insecta; Hymenoptera; Vespidae. The record is from RefSeq and is a predicted model, not a curated record.